AUGAUGAAAAAAAGACAAGUUGUGGUGAGAAGGAUCAGCAGUGGAUCAUCGACGAUUAGGAACAUACGAUACGUUGAAUGUCAAAGGAACCAUGCGGCAAAUAUCGGAGGCUACGCUGUCGACGGCUGCCGUGAAUUCAUGGCAACCGGAGAUGAUGGAACCGCCGCCCUUACUUGUGCAGCAUGUGGAUGUCACCGGAAUUUUCACCGUAGAGAAGUUGAUGGCGGCGAAGUUGUUUCUGAGUCCUCUUAGAUCAUAUAUAUGAUUCGUCCAAGAAAAUAUUAAUUAAAUUAAAGGUGAGUUUUAAAUUUAUGUAUCAGAUAAGUUGAUUAUAGUUUUAUAAUUUCAUUGUGGUUUGUGCUUGAAUAUUUUUGUGUAUAAUUUGAUGUACAAAAUUGAUGAAUUCCAGCUAAAAGAGGAAUCUUUCUUGUAACUCAAACAAGAUAUAU
Molecule: messenger RNA, 449 nt
Organism: Solanum verrucosum
Lineage: Eukaryota; Viridiplantae; Streptophyta; Magnoliopsida; Solanales; Solanaceae
Product: mini zinc finger protein 3-like
Exons: 1
Coding region: 1-252 (83 amino acids)
Biological process (GO): regulation of DNA-templated transcription; regulation of developmental process
Cellular component (GO): nucleus
Molecular function (GO): transcription cis-regulatory region binding; DNA-binding transcription factor activity
Source: RefSeq, a predicted model, not a curated record